UUGCUUAGGUAUGAUACUUUCACAUUGUAUAAUGUAUCAUCUUCUGAAGCACAUGACUUUCAUUGCCUGAUACAAGACCUUGUUCAUGUGACUAAUGGAAUGAACUUUCAAAAGUCUGAUACAAAGUCCCUGAGAAACCUAUUAUUAUUUCAAUAUCUUGUCAACAUUCUUGAAAGUGAUUUUGUACCGCGCAAUAGUGCAUAUGAAGGUCUCAUGAGCUGGGCGCAUUUGAAAGAGUCUUUGCUUAACAUGCUUUUGGGAUCACGUAAAAUAAACUACAAAAACUUUGUGAAGGAUUGUUUAACUUUUAUGUGUCAACUGUACCAGAGUUCUGUUGCAUUUAAUGAUGAUGAAAUACAUCCAGAAAUUUCUAAAGAAAAAUCAGCUAAAAGUUGUGAUACAGCUGUGAUAGUUGCUUUAUUUGAGGUUGGAAAGAAUGCCUGCAUUGCUAUGCAAAAAUUUCUCACAAUUAUUAUGGAGAUAGAUACAUCUAAGAAGAAAGCAAAUAAGGAAGGUUCUACUACAAGAGCUAAUGAUGUCAGGACUCCGAUGGUGGAGCUAAUUGUAGAUGAGCUUACUUAUAAUAGGGAUAUUUUCCACCCUUUUCUUCAGGUAUACGAUGAACCUAAAUGGAAGCUUGAAAUUGUUGUGCAGCACUCUUGGAAAUAUGUGGGAAAGCCUUCUGUCCGUACUCGUAGGUCUAAUGGUUCUGUAGAUGAUACAACAUUUAGUGGAGCAUUGAAGUGCUUUUCAGAUAUCACAGGCACAAAAAGCGCUGUUAAAAGAAUUGGGACUGAAGUAAUUCAGUUACUCUCAGUACAUGGAUUUCAGGUGAUUGGUCUUGCUCUUUAUGAACUUAUCUAUAUACCUGUUAAUAAGAUGACUGAGAAGAUAAAGUAUUACUCUUCUUGCUAA
Messenger RNA from Humulus lupulus (European hop), 915 nucleotides. RefSeq names its product negative regulator of systemic acquired resistance SNI1-like. Gene Ontology annotation, biological process: DNA damage response; negative regulation of DNA-templated transcription; negative regulation of systemic acquired resistance. Gene Ontology annotation, molecular function: transcription cis-regulatory region binding. The transcript is spliced from 9 exons. The annotation marks the transcript as partial. The record is from RefSeq and is a predicted model, not a curated record. Lineage: Eukaryota; Viridiplantae; Streptophyta; Magnoliopsida; Rosales; Cannabaceae. Gene Ontology annotation, cellular component: nucleus; Smc5-Smc6 complex.